AUGGUUAUCAUCGAACCUGCCGCCCGCACCGCCCUCAUCGCCAGUGCCUGCGCCUUCGCCAUGGAUGCGAUCAGGGCCGCCAGACCUCUCAACGCCGAGGCCCGCCACGAGCUCACCAUGAUCAGGUGCUAUCUUCUGCGCAACGGCUACGACCUCCAAGCCCGGGCUCCGCACGAAGGCGUCACGAUGACGGAUGAUAUGGAGGUCGCUGUGGAAGCCAUGGAGCUCUGCAAACUCGUUAUUAUGCAGACCGACUAUUCGAUGAAGUUGAUGGACGAUGCGCGGAACUAUAUGCUGUGGAAGGAGAGAGAGGACGCCCAGAGGGAUGAGGCAGAAGCGAGGGCGAAAGAGGCGGAGGCUGAGGAAGAGGUGACCAGAAUGAGGGAGGUGGAAGAGGAGGAGGAUGUGGAUGGACAGGGUGUUGACCUGGAGGAUCAGGAUUAA
This is a messenger RNA of Morchella importuna, 444 nucleotides long. RefSeq lists its product as uncharacterized. The record is from RefSeq and is a predicted model, not a curated record. The transcript has a single exon. NCBI's taxonomy places the organism in Eukaryota, Fungi, Ascomycota, Pezizomycetes, Pezizales, Morchellaceae. The coding region runs from base 1 to 444 and encodes 147 amino acids.